Messenger RNA from Mizuhopecten yessoensis (Yesso scallop), 4722 nucleotides. RefSeq lists its product as uncharacterized. The transcript is spliced from 3 exons. The record is from RefSeq and is a predicted model, not a curated record. NCBI's taxonomy places the organism in Eukaryota, Metazoa, Mollusca, Bivalvia, Pectinida, Pectinidae. Bases 310 to 2367 code for a protein of 685 amino acids.
CCCCUUAACAGAAAUUUGAUCAAUCUGAUAUAAGCAGAGAGAAGUAACGGUAUGAACCUAUAUUAAGGAGUGUUACAGAUGGACAAUAACUGCACUAAGGUCGCGCACAUACACGUGUAAAAAGACAUCUACUGUGCAAAAAGGGCUCAUCGGUAAACACGGCGUCCUUAGCUGUGAUUCAAGUACUGUUUCCGGAUUGAUGUGAUGUACAGUAACACGUGUACCUCAGUUUCAUGUAUUCAGCAAUGUGGGAUCAAUAGCCUCCGUGACGAAUUGUUUGGGGGUUAACACAGACCAGCUCUUGUCCCAAUGACGCACUCUUCCUCCAACGGGUACAUCUUCCUCGAAAUCCCAUACAUCAUCCUCCAAACCUGCUACAUUAUAUGGGUAUUUAUCUGCGACAGUAUGAGGUCGAUAAUUACUGGAAACCGGAAGUCACAAAAACAGAACCGGAAGUUAAUUCUACUAGCAGUCUCUACUCUUUUUGUUAUGUAUAUGAUGUCAAAAUAUACACUUACGCCGAGAUUUACCUUCACAAAUGAAAAUGUUUACGGAAAGUGCAUCAUACCCAAUCUUAAUCCUUUUGACGAAUCUAUCAAGAAAUUUGAGUGGCAUCCGAAUAAGAUCAAAUGUGAUGACAACCCAACGCUCGUGUUUGUGAAUGAUGAUGGCUUUCUUCAGUACAACGAGUCGGCCGUCCGACAGCAGCACCUAGUGGGAGUCACGUGCGUAUAUAGCGUGGUUAGUAGACAAAAAGGUAACGACGACUAUGUGGACUUUGGACCGGAAGUGAAGCUUAAAGAGCCCACAAGGGUGACCGGCGAUUAUUUCCGCGUAAAAUGUAAAGAUUCUAGUUCUAGGAACGUUUACGAUGUUAUGCAUUAUCAAAUAGAUUCAAAGACUGUGAAAGAAACUCGGAAAAUACAGUCGGAAAGUGAUGAUAAAUUCAGCAUAUUAAUUCUUGGUGUCGAUGCCGUUUCCAGAUUAGCAGCUAUAAGGAAAUUACCAAAAACAUUCGCCUAUCUCCGGGAUGAGAUGAAAGCAUUUGAGUUCAAAGGUCACAUGAAGGUGGCUGACAACACAUUUCCUAAUGUUGUACCGAUGUUAACUGGGAAAAAGGCUUACUCGAACGAGCUGCCGUCUAAAGACGUCACUUCCGUCAAAUUUGACAGCUACCCAUUCGUGUGGUACGCUCUGGCGGCGGCUGGCUAUGCCACUCUGUACUCAGAGGAUUAUGCAGACAUCAAUAUGUUUAACUUGGGCAAAGCAGGGUUCGACAGACAACCAACUGACCACUACAUGCGGCCGUACUGGCGGGGAAUAAAAAAGAUUGACCUACUGGGCACUCUCAUCAACUCCGCUUUAAUGGGUUUCGAAGAUCAGAAAAUGGGUCUGAAAAAAACUUCAACUUUGUGCUAUGGAAACACGCCAAAACAUGUCCUAUCUCUGAAUCACGCUAAAGAAUUCAUCAAACGUUACAGCCACAAGUUGCGGUUCAGUUUUACCUGGCUUAAUGAAAUUAGUCACGAUUAUGUCAAUUUUCUAGAACUGGGGGAUGACGAUUUUAAAACUUUUUUUCAGUGGAUAAACGAGAACGGACAUUUUGAUAAUUCUUUCGUUGUAUUUCUAAGCGAUCACGGAUCAAGGAUAGAUUCCAUUCGUAACACUUACGUAGGUCGUAUAGAGGAGAGAAUGCCACUCCUGCAGAUUGCGGUACCACGUAAACUCCGAGACAGAUACCCGUCAUUAGUACAAAACAUGGAAGACAAUACACAACGUUUAACGACUCAUUUUGAUUUCCAUGAAACAUUACUCGAUAUUAUGAAUUCCAAAUUCGACUCAAGUUCUGAGAAACCGGCAUUAGCAAGAGGUAUCAGUCUUUUUUCACCGAUCCCGGAAUCCCGGUCCUGCGCACAGGCUGGGGUUCCGGAACACUAUUGCGCCUGCUAUGGAUCUGAAGAAAUAUCGGUUACUUUACCAGUUAUCAACAGGAUAGCUACAUUUGUUGUUGAUGAAAUCAACCUUCUUCUGGGUGUACAUAAUGAUUUGUGUGAGAAAUUGUCAUUAAAACAAAUAAAACAUGCCGAAAAAAUUGAACUUGGCCUGAAAGCCAAUGGCGAUGUUGAAUUUUUCUCAUUUCGACAGUUCUUUGAGGAGCCUGAAAAACAAAAGGAGGAAAGAUAUUUAGUGCUUAUAGAAACAAUUCCCGGAAACGCCCUUUUAGAGGCAACAGUUCUAGUCGACAAUCAUAAACGGUUCCGUUUAUUAGGAGAAGUGAGCAGAACUAACAAGUACGGCAAACAGUCACAUUGUGUAAAGGAAGAUGCUCUCCGGCUGUACUGUCUCUGUAAGCAACCCCCGCCAUGAUGCUCGGGCUACUGCCAUAAAUAAUCCCAAGAAUGUAAUCUGAAGUGACAUUAAAACCGAGUCUUUUCAUGAAGGAAGCAAACCCAGACCUUGUAACUCUGGGCUUCACCUGUGGCUGCCUGUGUGCAUUAUAUGUUUAGUUACGGAUAAUGAGAUACCUUAAUUUCUUAUCUAGUUACCCCGACAAUUCGUGCACACACUGGAGGACUGAUACUCGUCAUAUAGGUAUACGAUUUAGCAACCGGAUUCGUUCAAAAAAAAAUUCUUCUUGCAUCUGUGAAAUAUUCAAUCCCCUUUGCAUUUUUCUUGUCGAAAGUUGAUGAUUAGUUGAUGAUGUAAACAUUGUUCGUCGACUUAGAGUCAUUUCUGUAGAGGUUUAUAUAUGUUGUUCAGGUCUGGAAUCUCUAGCUACCCGUCCAUCUCGAUUAUGUUUGUGUUUUGGUCACGGUAAAACGAAGUUCUUUUAUAACUGUUAUUUUUGUGGGUUAAGAACGUGUUAUAUGAAUGGGACAUGGGGCGUUUUAAAUCAUGCAGUUACUAUGCCACUUGUAUGCUUUAAACAUGCCGAGUUGAUACACAAACAGUCCCCAUCCCCUACCUCCAUCCCCCACCCAGUGAAAAACAGUUUGAAUUUUAGUCUAUGUAUGUGAUUAUUUUCUCUUUAACGAGUUGGUAAAGUGUUGUUUUUUCUUAAAGUUUUAUACUUGAUUAAAAAAGCUUAGGAAAGGAUCAAUUUUACAAUAACUCGUGGUGAAUUAUGUGACAUGUUUACUACCACGUUAUUACACAAGGAUUUAUGCAAAUCGUUUGGAUAUAUAAAUUCAGGCUCAAAUGGCCAGUUAUAUCUGUCAGAGUUAACUCCCUUCCUUUCAUUGACUGCUCGAGCACAGAGAAAAAACCCAGAUAAAACAUUUGUAAAACACAUAUGUUUUUCAAAUACAUUGAGAAUAAUUACAACUCACAUUAUGUAACUGUAACUGACAACCAUGGACAUUUAUCCAAUCAAAAAGCCAUCAGCUAUCUAUGUACAGUACAUUUGUUCAGCACAGGCCAGUUACUAGUUAAUGAUGGUAGCUUAGAUGAUCAGUAGUUAUUACUCAGGCUAUUUCAGCUUAUAUUUUGGAUUCAAGUAUCACGUGAACAUAUUUUAUUAAUCAUUAUUUACUUACAUGUAUAAUGUAAGAUAUACAGACAGAGUAAAACGCGAAUUGGUACGGAAAGACGAGUUCGCGAAAUUAUACGCGAAAAUAAGUAAGUGCGAAAUAGAAGUACAAUGUAAUCUACAGUAACUUCUAUAUCAAAUGUUCCGUUACAUAUAUAUAUAUAUAUAUCAGUGCUAUAUUGAAGGCAGUUACCAUGUUAUCGUCCCAAGUAUGCAUAUUCUGUACACUGACUAGAUACUAGUAUUGGCAUAGGCCUAAGAGGUCAUACCCAUUGUUAGAGAGAUUAUUUACCGCGUAACGGGAGAUUAGGUAAAGUUUUAUCGUCGGUCAGUUUGCUUCGAUGUUCAAUUAGUACAACUUAAUUUGUGGACUUCUGCUGUAUUUUCCCAAAAUCAAUACAAAGGUUACUUUAUUUUCCUAGAGACAUGUUUUGUGUGUGUGAUAUUUUAACAAAGUCACGGGCACAGGCCUCUAUGGAAUGGAUGUUGAAAAGUCGCUGAGUGCUAUCGUAAGUAAAUAUAAACAUCCUUAAUUUACAUUCGACGUGAAAUAGUGACGUACACAUUUAACUGAUCUCGUGAUUUGUGUAUAUGUUUCCAUUGUUUCUUAUAAUUUAGAUGCAAGAUGUAUAUAUUUUUUAAAGUUUAUAUUUUGAAAAUAAAAUCGUUAUUUUCAGUAAAACAACAUAUAACAUGAUUUUCUUUUCCAAUCUAACAUCCUAGGCAUUAACAAACGGAUCCGACAGAAAUAGGAUUUGUAAAUUCUGUCCAUCUGCAGGCAAAAGGUUAUAAAGGAGAUUUCUUUACUGUGUGUAGUUUCUAGUAGGAACAGUAGUAACUUCCCUUAUUUUCGUUUUAUAUACAGAACUGUAGCGCAACACAAUUUGGAUAAAUGACCAGUUAUAUUUCCAAUCGUCCGUUAGGUAUUUCAUGUUUCCUUUCUGAGUAGAAACUCACAAUAAAAUCAGAAUAAUCUCACCGGAAAAGACAAUGAAAAUCGUUUAUCUGUCGUGAACAGGUUGAAUUGAGAGGGACCUUUAUCCCUCCUUGACGUCAUGGAUAAACCCUUAGAGUUUAGGUGUGGUUUAAUUGUAUAGAGUUCGAGUGUUCAGUUAUAGCGUUUACAGUAGAAAACAGUUUUGUUACUGGUUGUAAUGUUACUAUGGGUUACCGUUAAUAAAACGUUGAAUUGA